AUGCCUCAUUCAAGGAACAUAGUGAUCGUAUUUGGUACUGACCCAGAGGUUAUCAGAGGUGGCCUACACGCCCCAGAUACGAUGACCAAUGCACAGUUCCUCACCCUACUUCAGGUCUUAAUCAAGGCACCUAGAGGAGGCUUUUAUACCUGCAAAGAGGGCUCGAAUCUGCCUGUCCAGCAAAAUAAUGAAAUUCUUCCCCAUGGCCGAUACAUAAUCUUCCCUGAUAUCCAAGGCCAAAUAGUGGAAGUAAGUGAUAAACGAUAUUAUCACCGCACAUUAUCAAGGUGUAACACCCGCCGAGAUGCCACCUUUAUACGGGACGUGAGACGACGUGAUGGUGGCUGCAUGAUUACGGGGUUUAUGAAUCGGGAGAUUAAAGAUGAUAGAUGGAUCGGCUUUGAGACAGCUCAUAUAAUCCCUCUAUCUUUAAGUGAUUCAUAUUUAUCAUCAAAAUUCCAAGCAAUCAUCCCAGAUAAAAAAAGGGGCAUUAAUUCCCCAAAUAACGGCAUUCUGCUUAACUCCGAAAUUCAUCAACUAUGGGAUAGCUACUCACUGGCUAUCAACCCACACGAUGGCUAUCGCGUUCAGAGCUUCCGGCCAAACUCCCAUAGGUAUCAUAACAUAGUCCUUAACACUGCGUGUCGCCGCCCUAAUGAUCCUCAUCGUGUUAUUGACGCUUUAUUCACCUGGCACUUUGAGCAGGCUGUACUCUACAAUAUGCGUGGUGAUGGAGAGCCGACUUUUGAGUUCGAUUGCCCACCUGGAAGCGAUAUAAUGGGCGUCAUCCGAGAGGGGCCUCUGCCUGCUGAGAGAAUGGAGGCGGAGCUCUUCGGGCGCCUAUACGGAUUGAGUGAUGACAAUCCCCAGUCUGGCCCAUAG
Messenger RNA from Microsporum canis CBS 113480, 882 nucleotides. RefSeq lists its product as hypothetical. NCBI's taxonomy places the organism in Eukaryota, Fungi, Ascomycota, Eurotiomycetes, Onygenales, Arthrodermataceae. The transcript has a single exon. The record is from RefSeq and is a predicted model, not a curated record. The coding region runs from base 1 to 882 and encodes 293 amino acids.